AAAAUCAAUUGUGCGCAGAUAACAACAAAAAGUGAUCAAAAUUGUCCAAACUUGUUUCAACAGCAAUUUUAAAGAAAAUAAAAAAUACAUUAAGUUUAAUUUAAAAAUAUAAUAAAAAAAAAAAACAGAAACAAAACCCAAAUCACAUUAAUUCGAACUUCUUAGCAACUGUGGCAUAAAUUAUGCAAAACUCAAUUCAAAUUGGCCGAAGAACCAAGCAGAUUCUAAUUGGCAUCCAAUAAGAAACGGCGACGCGUGCCGCGCAACCUAUUGGAAAAGUAAUAAAUAAAUAAUCCGAAAAUCACAAAAAAAACCCCUUUCCGUAUUUUGUCUCGUGACGCGUUUACAAACAUCUUUGGAGUCUUCGGCGCUGCUGCUGCUGUUUGGACCGACAAAGUGAACUGAACUGGACAACUGACCUUGACACUCACUUUUCUAAAAAAUAAAAAUAACAACCACAACAACAAAAAUCAGACAUAUAAACGAUACGAAAACAUUUUUUUCGGGUUUUGUGUGUGGCUUUAGCAACGUCUUCUUUCUGAGCCACGCCGCUGAGCGCUCAACAGUCUUUGGAGAUGAAGCAUACGAAACGGAUCGCGUUCGGCUUCAAUUUAAAAUUCAACUUGAAUUCAGUUUAGUUUCUCAGUGUGCGACUAUUACAUAAGUUUCUCAAGUGCAACUAGCUAAAGAAGAUAUAAUAUUUAUUCAAUUAUUACAUAUACAGUGUUUAAGCAAAUAGGCAAAGGCAUUCAUGCCUCAAUCAGCGCACAGCUGCAUAUUUUAAUACAUAAUUGCGCAUAAGCAAAUAGAAAGAAAAUUUACAAUAAAACAAAAGCAAACAAACAAACAGCUGCUGUGGCCAAUUGCUUAAGUGCACAAUGUUUUAUAAAAUCGUGUGCAGCCUGUGGCUCUGCCUCGCCGUCUUGACGUGCUCCAUCGACAGCAGCAGCAGCAGCAGUAGCAGCAGCUUCAACAAUCUGGCCGGCUAUGAAGGCUAUACCAAGUACACGGUGCAGCAUGGCGAUGAGAGCGCCUUUCAGUAUAUGGUCGAUCUGCAGACAAACGAUACGGAAGUCGAUUUUUGGCUGUUGACACGGAACAUGUCCGUCCUGACGGUGGGUCCCAAACGUAAGCCGCAGCUCGAGUCACGCCUGCUGGAGCUGGACGUGCAGUAUCAGACACAGCCACUGAUGGACCUGAUGGCAUCGCUGGAGGGCAACAGCACCUAUGCUGAAGAGGAUGAGUACGAGGAAUGCCAGCCCGGAGAUUGUGAGUCCGAUCGGCCGCACAGUCGCAAGCGUCGUCAGGCGCGCAGCUUCUUUUCGAGAUUUCCGCGCUAUCACGAGAUCCUCAACUUCAUGAGCAACCUGGCCGCACGGUAUCCCCUAUACUGUCGCUACGAGUCCCUGGGUCGCUCCAGCGAGGGUCGUCAUAUCGCGGCUCUAUCGAUUUCCCUCAACCAGCGUGUGCGUCCGCGUCGCGUCGCCUACAUACAGGCAGCUACACAUGGCCGGGAGUGGAUCACGACCCAGACGGUUCUGUAUUUGGCCUAUGAGCUGCUCACCAACUUGCGUGCCUUCCAGCGUGUGCUAAACGAUGUGGAGGUGUUCCUAGUGCCACUCGUGAAUCCCGAUGGCUAUGAAUAUACACAUACUACGGAUCGCUUUUGGCGCAAGAAUCGUCAUCGCUAUGCUGGCCUCUCGUGCACCGGCGUCGAUAUUAAUCGCAACUUUGGCAACCACUGGAACUAUCAGGGCGCCAGCCAGAAUCACUGCUCGGAGGUCUAUUCGGGCACCUCGCCCAACUCGGAGCCGGAAACAGCGGCUGUGGUGCGCUAUUUGGAAUUCAAUCGUCAUCGUGUGAAGCUCAGCCUGGAUGUUCACUCAUUCGGCAAAUUCAUUUUUUAUCCCUACGGCUAUGCGAGAAACACUGUGCCACCCACUGUGGCCACAUUGCGCUCGGUGGCGCUGAGAGCCGCCAACCAAAUCGGCAGAUAUCGCGGCACCCGCUAUACCGUCGGCACCUCAGCCUCCAUACUCUAUGAGGCUUCUGGCAGUCUGGAUGACUUUGCCUAUGGCAGUCUGGGCAUACCCUUGUCCUACACGCUUGAGCUACCCGGUGAGGAGUUCCAUGUGUCCCCCUUUGACAUCAUCCACGUCUGCAAGGAGACAUUUGCCGGCUUUAUCGAGUUCAUUCGGCACGUUAGCCUGUAUUAAGUUGUGCGGUCCCCACUGAACAUCUUUAGCAUUUAGCCAAUUGAAUUUAUAAUUUUUAAUUAAACUAAUUAUUGUCGUCGUUAUUAGGCAUUAAAGAUAAACAAAUAGAAAAA
Molecule: messenger RNA, 2329 nt
Organism: Drosophila mojavensis
Lineage: Eukaryota; Metazoa; Arthropoda; Insecta; Diptera; Drosophilidae
Product: carboxypeptidase B
Exons: 5
Coding region: 879-2216 (445 amino acids)
Biological process (GO): proteolysis
Molecular function (GO): zinc ion binding; metallocarboxypeptidase activity
Source: RefSeq, a predicted model, not a curated record